AUGAGCUAUAAUCCGUAUAACAAUUACAAUAGUGGUCAGUAUGGCCAAUAUGGCGGCGGCGGCGGCGGCUACAGUACCAAUGGGGGAUAUAACUCGUAUAAUAGCGGCUCGAGCGGUCGAUAUGAUCCCUUCGGUGACCAGAAUGCUGCGGCAGCCGGAUCGCAUGAGAUGUCUUCCUUGGGGAAUAGCGGUCCGAAUCAAGCGUCAUCAAGCCAGAACGUUCUUGCAGAACGUUCGCGAAUCCAACAGGAAUUGCAAGAAGUUGAGCGGAUGCUCGCAGCACUUCCGGGCUAUCAGAAACGGUGCCUUGAAGACACGGAUACAUCGAUAAAUUCGCAAUCUAAGCGCGAGCUCGACAGGUUCAAGCAGGAGAUCAUGGACAAGUAUAGGAAGAUUGCUGAGCGGAUCCGCGACUUCAAGCGCAUUCCUCAGAGUGCUCAGCUGGGCAAUGUAUCGGGCCUCGAGAACCAGCUCAGGAGAGCAAUUCAGAGAUUCCAGGAGCUCGAUGCGGCAUUUGGCAAGGAUAUGGAAGCUCAAGCUGUUCGCCAGCUUCGUAUUGUCCGCCCCGACAUGUCGGAUGAAGAGAUUCAAAAGGCGGUGCAGAGUAACAAUGCCCCCGUCUUCGAGCAGGCUCUCAUGGGCAGCGCGCGUCUUGGACAAGCGCAGGAGGUGCUUCGGGCUGUUGAGCAGCGCCAUCAAGAGAUGCUGCAUAUCGAACGACAGUUGGAAGAGCUGUUGAACUUGCUCAAUGAUAUGCAGGAACUGUUGGCCAAGCAAGAAGUCACUGUGAUGGAAAUCGACCAGCAAGCUGAGGCUGCCGCUGGGGAUAUGGUCAAGGCCAAUGAGCAGCUUGAGGUUGCAGUUACUACGGCGCGCAAGACGCGCAAGAAGAAGUGGAUUUGCUUGGGCAUCUGCGUCGCUAUCGUUGUCAUUGUCGUGGUUAUUGUAGUGGCAUAUAUCAUGAUCAACCGCGCUGCCAACGGUGGCGGUGGCGGUGGCGGCAGUAGCAACAACGACAACAGCAACAACAAUGGUAACACCAACGCUGGAAACGACGGAGCCACGGUUAAUACUGGGACUGGCAACGUUGGUACUACCGAUGGCAUCAUCAGCAACGGUGACAGUAGCAGCACCGGGAGUGGUCAAAAGAAGCGUAGCAUCUUCCAGCAACGGUCCGUCCUUGACGACUUGAAAAUGAACAAUAUCCGUGCGGUCCGGAUCGAUACAACCACCCCUCCUGCUCUGCCUGCGCGCCUUGGAAGGAGACUGCGAGUCGAUCGGAUUGGGUUGGCUGGUAAUCUAGGUCUGCCACAUCCGGUCCCUCCUGUUGAGAAGAAGAUCCCGAUGAUGAAGAAGCGGUUUGUUGUUGAUUGGGAGGGUGUUGACUCGACCGAGGCAAGUGACGACAGCUGA
Molecule: messenger RNA, 1413 nt
Organism: Thermochaetoides thermophila DSM 1495
Lineage: Eukaryota; Fungi; Ascomycota; Sordariomycetes; Sordariales; Chaetomiaceae
Exons: 4
Coding region: 1-1413 (470 amino acids)
Biological process (GO): vesicle fusion; exocytosis; intracellular protein transport
Cellular component (GO): plasma membrane; SNARE complex; endomembrane system
Molecular function (GO): SNAP receptor activity; SNARE binding
Source: RefSeq, a predicted model, not a curated record